This is a messenger RNA of Lentinula edodes (shiitake mushroom), 1989 nucleotides long. Its product is annotated as putative aspartic protease. Bases 411 to 1658 code for a protein of 415 amino acids. The transcript has 15 exons. Lineage: Eukaryota; Fungi; Basidiomycota; Agaricomycetes; Agaricales; Omphalotaceae. The record is from RefSeq and is a predicted model, not a curated record. Gene Ontology annotation, biological process: proteolysis. Gene Ontology annotation, molecular function: aspartic-type endopeptidase activity.
AGAGCCUGACUCAGUUGACAGUGAGCGAGUGCAAAUGGACUUCGCAGGACUUUAUGUUUGCUGGACUAUGUGUAUGUAAGCUAUGUAAUAAAUGGUACCACAAUGUAAUAUGAACUGCUUCACCAUACUGCAUGAUCAAAGCACGGAAUAACCGAACAACUCAUGGAAGCAACAAGCGCUUAGUUAUGGCGCUUAAUUUCUAUUCGAAUGUCACAUGUCUCGACGCGUCGCAAGAUGGGACGCGUCUGGCAGAGACGAUCUGAAACAUUGCGACCUUCUUUUCGCUUAUGACAGACCUCCGAUGCUUCUUUCACACACUCACUUCUAAGAGCAUAAGAGGACGAGUAGCUAGACUCUCUCUUCAGGAUUCUUUCCUUCCUUCUACCUCCAUCCCGUAGUAUACAUAUAGAAUGUCCCGUGUUGUCGUCAACUCGAUUCCGAUUGCUCCUCAGCUCGCCGCUGACGUCGACAAUCUCAGAAACCUCGUCGAAAAAGAUCUUCGACGCGCUCGCAAGCAUCUCUCUCCGGAUACCAUUGCUCAUGGUCCUCGCGCCAUCCAUGAAGCACGAAACAAGGACAAUCAUCGUCACCACGAGGAUGGCUCAGGCUCUACACCCGCUCCCGCUAGUGGGAAAGCUAUCACAGUCGACGACGCCACUGUCACGUACAUGAUGCCUUGCAUCAUCGGCGGCUCAGAAUACAGCUUGCUCAUCGAUACUGGGAGCUCGAACACUUGGUGCGGCGCAAACAAGAAGUUCGAACCUGAUUCUUCUUGCGAGAGCACUCGGAAGUCUGUUAACGUAAGCUAUGGAUCAGGCUCCUUCACUGGGACCGAAUAUACCGGAACGAUCAUUCUCGGUGGAAAGGACUCGACUCUGAAACUCGACAAGCAGUCUUUCGCUGUCGCCAGUCGAGCACAAGGCUUUGGCGGGGGAAUGGAUGGAAUUCUAGGAAUUGGUCCUGUCGAUCUUACCUCAAGUACUGUCGAGGGAAUGAGUUCAAUUCCCACUGUCACCGACAAUUUGCAUGACCAAGGACUGAUCAAGACCGAAUGCAUUGGCAUUUCUUACAACCCAACUCAGAGCAACGGUACCAUGGCCAACGGAGAGCUUAUGUUUGGCGAGGUGGACCAGAGCAAGAUUACUGGCGACGUGACCUAUGUGCCUAUCACAUCUACCUCCCCUGCCUCAAAAUACUGGGGGAUUGAUCAGGAAAUCACAUAUGGUUCUUCCGAGAAGAUGAUCUUGAAGCAAACCGCUGGAAUCGUUGAUACCGGUACCACCUUGAUCAUGAUUUCGGAUGAUGCUUUCCAGGCCUAUCAGGAGGCUACGGGCGCAACGAUGGACCAGACGACCGGGCUCCUCAAAUUGACUAACCAGCAGUUGAAGAACCUGCAAAGCCUUAACUACAAAAUUGGAGAUACCACUUUUGAAUUGACCCCGAACGCCCAAAUCUGGCCGAGGUCCUUGAACAAUGCGCUCGGCGGGGAUGCUGAUUCGAAUUAUACUGUUUUUGCUAGCAUGGGCCAAAUCUCGGGGAUUGGAUUGGACUUCAUCAACGGGUUUACCUGGCUUCAACGUUUCUACUCGGUCUACGACGUUACUAACCAGCGAGUUGGAAUCGCCAACACCGCGAACACCAACGCCGAAACCAACUAGAGGGCGUUUUGAAUGGUCCCAAUCAUACCUUGUAAAUUCAUAAAAACUUCCGCCGCUGUAUAUUAUUGUGUUGUUUGUACCGAGAGUAAUUGUAUUUGGAGGCUUUCACUUUGCGCGUAGACAAAUGCACCGGAAGAGUACUUCACAACUUCUACAGUAGAGUAUAGCGACGCUCGAUGAAAAAUCAUCUCGUCCCAUGACUCGUACAAGGCAUUGAUAGGUGACUACAGGCACACAUUAGCUCUGCUGUUUGAGCGCUCCCAAAGUUAUGAUGAAAGAUUUGGGUAUUCUGGAUACACCGCGAGCAUAGAUUUGAUUUGUGUAUACCUAC